Molecule: messenger RNA, 501 nt
Organism: Parastagonospora nodorum SN15
Lineage: Eukaryota; Fungi; Ascomycota; Dothideomycetes; Pleosporales; Phaeosphaeriaceae
Exons: 3
Coding region: 1-501 (166 amino acids)
Source: RefSeq, a predicted model, not a curated record
AUGUCUGACCUUGCAUACGACGUCAUUAUAUGGCUGGAAGUGGCGUAUCGAAACCCAGCCAAGGUGAGCACGUUUGAUCCUUACGCCAACUCAGGUCUCGACCAGUCACUCAUUCGAGAGAGGCUGUAUGAAAUCGGCGGUGAACAUCCAGUGAACAAGCUUUCCGAGGAAGCGAUCAACCGAGGCUUAAACGAAAGCCCGAACUUUGAUGGAAUCCAUGGUCUGACAUGCCAUGACGACGAGGGCAACAUAUACUUCACCGUUCUCGUGACGGACUGGUGGCCACAGAUACAUCUCGACGCAAAUGGCUCACUGGUGGACGUGAUCAGCGAGCGCUUGGACAGCAAUGGCAUAAGGCUGCAAAAGAACGAUCUCUUCGAAACAUGGCUUUCGCAGGAAGGUGCCAUCGCGCGUGCCCAGGGUCAGUUGCAUGUCGCAGGUUACGUCUGGAGAACGGUGGUGGUUCUGGAGUAUGGUGUCUAUGAGAGGAGGAGAAUGUGA